Molecule: messenger RNA, 765 nt
Organism: Hibiscus syriacus
Lineage: Eukaryota; Viridiplantae; Streptophyta; Magnoliopsida; Malvales; Malvaceae
Product: phosphatidylinositol transfer protein 3-like
Exons: 6
Coding region: 3-758 (251 amino acids)
Source: RefSeq, a predicted model, not a curated record
CUAUGACGAUGAUGGGUUCUGAGAAAAUGGAAAACUCCAUGGAAAUAGAAAAAGAGAGUUUUGGAAGCAGUGAGAUGGAGAAGACGAAGAUAAGUCUUAUGAGGAUCUUGGUUGAAAGACAAGAUCCAUCUUCCAGGGAAGUUGACGAUUCGACAUUGAGAAGAUUUCUGAGAGCUCGUGAUCUUGAUGUAGAGAAAGCAUCAAACAUGUUCCUUAAAUACCUCAACUGGAAACGAAACUUUGUUCCCAACGGUUCCUUUUCAGCAACCGAAAUCAGGCAUGAACUCGAACAGAAUAAGAUGUUCUUGCAAGGUUCGGACAACAAAGGACGACCGAUAGCAGUAGUUCUUGCUUCAAGACAUUUCCAACAUGAAGGGGGCGUUGAAGAAUUCAAGCGUUUUCUGGUCUACCUUUUCCACAAAAUAUUCACAAGGAUGCCUCCAGGACAAGAGAAAUUCAUUGUGAUUGGAGAUCUUAAAGGCUGGGGGUACGCAAACAGCGACAUCCGUGGAUACCUUGCAGCGCUCUCUCUCGUGCAGGAUUAUUACCCUGAAAGACUAGAAAAGCUCUUCAUAGUUCAUGCACCUUACAUAUUCAUGACUGCAUGGAAAAUCGUUUACCCUUUCAUAGAACAAAAAACCAGGAAUAAGAUAAUGUUCGUUGAUAACAAAUCGCUGAAAUCGACUCUGCUUGAAGAAAUAGACGAAAGCCAGCUCCCUGAAUCAUUGGGUGGCAAGCUUCCAUUGGUUCCCAUUUAAAACAGCU